AACGGACAGUCAGGCAGACGACAGGCAGUUGUCAACAGCCAUUGACCAGUGCUUCUUCCUGUGGGAGCCCCCCCACAUAAUACAAGUCGAGGCACAGAGAACUGUGUGCCUAUCUCGAUAUAAACCCACCUCUGCUGGCCAUGGCCUCUUCCCUCACAUACUUUGCCCGGCAUGCUUCGAAAAGGCUAUGUCUCGGCCCCUCGUCCUCCUCCGCACUCAGAGCCUCCUCAAUCGCAGGACUAAGAUCAGUAUCUACCUCACCCGCUCUCAAUGCAACUCCUGCCUAUCGACCUACUCGACUCAUCCCCACGGAUCCGGAAUUCGCACCUGGUGGCUCUAAACAUCAGCCCAACAAGCCAUCUGGUUCAUAUUCUGAGCCCUCCGCACUUGAAUCCGAUGCUGGACAUGGCCGCAAGAUCCGCCAUUACACAGUCAACUUCGGGCCUCAGCACCCCGCGGCGCACGGUGUGCUUCGGUUGAUUUUAGAACUCAAUGGUGAAGAAAUUAUUCGUGCAGAUCCGCAUGUUGGGUUGCUGCAUCGUGGCACGGAAAAAUUGAUCGAGUAUAAGACAUAUAUGCAAGCACUACCAUACUUUGACCGAUUGGACUACGUUUCAAUGAUGACAAAUGAACAAUGCUUUUCGUUGGCGGUGGAGAAACUUCUCAACGUCGAGAUUCCAGAUCGAGCGAAAUGGAUCAGAACGUUGUUCGGGGAGAUCACCAGAAUUUUGAACCACCUCAUGUCGGUAUUAUCACACGCUAUGGACGUUGGGGCAUUGACUCCGUUUUUGUGGGGUUUCGAGGAGCGUGAGAAAUUGAUGGAAUUCUAUGAACGUGUUUCGGGAGCCCGUCUCCACGCUGCAUAUGUUCGGCCAGGCGGGGUUCAUCAAGAUAUCCCUCUUGGCCUUCUAGAUGAUAUCUAUCAGUGGGCAACCCAAUUCAGCGACCGUAUCGAUGAGACCGAAGAGCUACUCACAGACAAUCGUAUUUGGAAAGCUCGUACCCAAGGCGUUGGUGUGGUCACUGCUGCAGAGGCCCUCAACUACGGUUUUACCGGAGUCAUGCUCCGUGGUUCCGGCGUUCCAUGGGACAUCCGCAAAUCCCAACCCUACGAUGCCUACGGCGAGGUAGAAUUCGACGUCCCCGUUGGUGUCAAUGGAGAUUGUUAUGACAGAUACCUUUGCCGCAUGGAGGAGUUCCGCCAAUCCCUUCGUAUCAUCCAUCAAUGCUUGAACAAGAUGCCAGCAGGCCCUGUUCGUGUGGAGGAUUACAAGAUCUCACCACCACCCAGAGCUGCCAUGAAGGAGAACAUGGAAGCGCUCAUCCAUCACUUCCUCCUUUUCACAAAGGGAUACGCGGUCCCGCCUGGUGAAACGUACUCCGCCAUUGAGGCACCGAAAGGUGAAAUGGGUGUUUACGUCGUCAGUGACGGUAGCGAACGGCCCUACCGUUGCAAAAUCCGUGCUCCUGGUUUCGCCCAUCUGUCUUGUUUCGACCAAAUUUCUAGAGGUCACCUGCUAGCUGAUGCAGUCGCGAUCAUUGGAACCAUGGAUCUCGUGUUCGGUGAAGUAGAUAGAUAAUCGCGAAAUAAAACGAGCACGAUACCAUGAAAAAAACCCACUUACUUCAACUCAGGAACGUGUUUAAUUUCUUCCUUCUUUUUCCAGCUUUAGAAGAAAAGGAGUGGGAUCAAGUUGGGGAAAAUAAAUAAAUAAUAGAUUAACAACUAACAAUUUUCUUUAUUUUCUUUAAAUUCCAGCCCACGACAUAGCACCUAAUGGUCCGUCAAGACUCCCUUAUGUAAAAAAAAUUGUUCCUCCUUCGGCGGACUGACGAGUUCAGCCCAGACUCAUCAUUUGAUGCAUUUUGUACAUCGAUUUCGUUUGUUAAGUUCAAUUUUCAUCUUUGCUGCUCUUAUUUCCAUUUUUUUUCUUUUUCUCUGGUUCUAUUUAUUACCCUACCCUCUUGUGUAUUCAUCUCAACCUGCUAUUCCCCGCUGCUCCACUGCGCCCAUUGUCAUUCGGCCAUCUAUUCAGUAAAUAUUCAGCAUACAUACUAAGAACUUUAGCGGUAAAGGCUUUUUUCUUUUGG
Messenger RNA from Histoplasma capsulatum G186AR, 2091 nucleotides. RefSeq names its product NADH dehydrogenase I. Lineage: Eukaryota; Fungi; Ascomycota; Eurotiomycetes; Onygenales; Ajellomycetaceae. The transcript is spliced from 3 exons. Gene Ontology annotation, molecular function: NAD binding; NADH dehydrogenase (ubiquinone) activity; quinone binding. Gene Ontology annotation, biological process: mitochondrial electron transport, NADH to ubiquinone. The record is from RefSeq and is a predicted model, not a curated record. Bases 141 to 1580 code for a protein of 479 amino acids.